Molecule: messenger RNA, 1497 nt
Organism: Cryphonectria parasitica EP155
Lineage: Eukaryota; Fungi; Ascomycota; Sordariomycetes; Diaporthales; Cryphonectriaceae
Product: general substrate transporter
Exons: 5
Coding region: 1-1497 (498 amino acids)
Biological process (GO): carbohydrate transport; transmembrane transport
Cellular component (GO): membrane
Molecular function (GO): carbohydrate:proton symporter activity
Source: RefSeq, a predicted model, not a curated record
AUGAAGGAACUCCGUGGGAAACCGCUGAUGGUGGGCAUCACCUCAGCCUGUAGCAUGGGAUUCUUGCUCUUUGGCUAUGACCAGGGAGUUAUGGGAACCAUCAUCAACUCGUCAUCCUUUGUCAAACGAUUUCACAACCCAAGUUCCACACAGCAAGGACUCAUCACCGGCCUCUACGACGUGGGCUGUCUCGUCGGCUCCAUACUAGCGUUCCUCCUCGGUGAAAAACUUGGUCGAAAGAAGUCCAUCUACGUCGGCGCAUGGAUCGUGAUCAUCGGAACCAUUCUCCAGACCACGGCUGAGGUCGUCGUCCACCUGAUCGUCGCUCGAAUCUUCACGGGUAUUGGCGUGGGCAUCAUGACUGCUGUUGUCCCGACCUGGCAAGCAGAGGUCUCGCAAGCACACAACCGAGGAGCCAUGAUCACCAUCGAGGCUGUCAAUAUUAUCAUCGGCUUUGUCAUGUCCAACUGGGUGUCCUUCGGUGCCAGCUACGCGACGUCCAAUUUCCAGUGGAUCUUUCCCAUAUCGUUACAAGUUGUGUUUGCCAUCUAUUUGCUUCUCAUCGGACCGUUUCUGGUGGAAUCUCCUCGAUGGUUGGCGCACCAUAAAGACAUCCACGAGGCCACGCAUGUACUUGCUCGUCUGCUGGAUACGACUGAAGAUGACACACGGGUGCAGCAGUCAAAAGGAGAGAUUGAGGAGGCCCUACGAUUGGAGGCUGGAGGCUCACUGCGUGAGAUUUUCACCAAUGGCGGCCAGCAAAAUUUCCGCCGGAUGCUGCUUGGUGUCGGCGCUCUGUACUUCCAGCAAAUGAGUGGUAUUAACACAGUUGGCUACUACCUGCCCGUCAUUCUUGAGGACCAAGUCAACAUGAGCAACCGGCUGGCCCAAAUUGUCGCCGGCUGUGGUGCCAUCUUCUACCUCAUCGCCAGCCUCCCACCCAUCUGGUUCAUCGACCGCGUCGGAAGACGGCCUGCUAUGAUGUGUGGCGCGGCAGCUCUGACCGUCGUCAACAUUCUGCUCUGCGUUGGCUUCAAUAUUCCAGGCACAAAGGGCGUGAUUCUAGUGGUCGUUAUGUACUUCUUGUACUACGCAGCCUUUGCGUUGAGCUUCCUUAAUGUGUCCUGGAUUUACCCUCCGGAGGUGAACUCUCUCAAGAUGCGCUCGAUGGGUGCAUCGCUUGCUUCUUGCUCCAAUUGGCUGUUCAACGGAAUCUCUGUCACCAUUACCCCAAUUGCCCUGAAUAGUAUCGGCUGGAAGUUCUAUAUAAUGUGGGCCGUCUUCAACUUCUCAUUCAUACCGAUGAUCUACUUCCUCUACCCAGAGACCAAAGGUCUGCACCUCGAGCAGAUUGACCACAUCUUCGAGGGCCUGGAGGAAGGAAGACAUAGUGACGACGAGGAAAAGGCUUAUGGAGAGAUGAGCGAUCGCACUUCGCAGAGGAGCAAAGAGGAUGCUGCGGCGGUUAGAAAUAUCGAGAAUGCCGCUCGAAGAUGA